AUGACUACCACUAGGAGUGUUCAACGUCUUCAGCAGACGCUAUCGCAUGUGCAGCCGGCGUCAGCGCCGGUCCAAUGGUCUAUCGUCGCCGGACCGACUGAGCCUGAACUAUUGGAUAUUACGCUUGGUGAGCUGUUGACAAUUCAGGCACUACAGUACGGCAAUUAUGAAUGCCUUGUGUUUCCCUGGACUGGCGCGCGCUGGACAUACGCCAACUUGAAGGAGGAAUCUGAGCGUCUUGCGCUGGGAAUGUUGGCAAUGGGAAUUCAGAAAGGUGAUCGCGUUGGAAUUAUGGCAGGCAAUUGCGAACAGUACAUCUCCGUAUUUUUCGCUGCUGCGCGAGUCGGAGCUAUCUUGGUUGUGCUAAAUAACACAUAUACACCAUCGGAGCUUCAUUAUGCGCUCGAUCACUCAGGUAAUUCCCAGCGAUUUAUUUCCCCCCCCCCAAAGUAUAAACUUGAAGGUACUAACUCGAUCAACCCAUCUUAUUUAGGCUGUAAGGUUAUGUUUAUCACACCCCGCAUUGGUCGUCAUAAUCUUGAAGAAGUCCUGCAACGGCUGGGUCCACAGCCCAAGGACAUCGGGACCUCCAAGGCCCUGGAGGAAAUUGUUAUUCUUCGCGGAACAUACGAGAAUUUCCCAACUUACAACGAUAUCAUCGCUCGCGGAGCCUCGCAAUCUACAUAUAAUUACAUGCUCCAGGAGCGCGAAUCCUCAUUACGACCCGACGAUGUGUGCAAUCUUCAAUUCACCAGCGGAUCAACCGGUAACCCCAAGGCUGCCAUGUUGACCCACCACAACCUCGUCAACAACUCCCGGUUCAUCGGUGACCGAAUGAAGCUCACAUCAUUCGACGUCCUCUGCUGCCCUCCACCACUAUUCCACUGCUUCGGCCUAGUCCUCGGCAUGCUAGCCGUCGUAACGCACGGAUCAAAGAUUGUUUUCCCCAGCGAGACAUUUGACCCUAAGGCCGUUAUCCACGCGGUCUCCGACGAGAAAUGCACCGCUCUCCACGGCGUCCCCACAAUGUUCGAAGCUAUUCUCAGUGUUCCCGGCCCCAAGCCCGCCAACUUCGAUACCUCCAAUCUCCGCACCGGUAUUAUCGCCGGUGCCCCAGUUCCCCGUCCCCUGAUGAAGCGCCUUUUCGAAGAAUUAAACAUGACCGAAUAUACCAGCAGCUACGGCCUUACCGAGGCAUCACCAACCUGCUUCAACGCUUUCACCACAGAUAGUAUCCACACCCGGUUAACUACAGUCGGAAAGGUUCUCCCACAUGCUCGUGCUAAGAUCGUCGACGCCAAGGGUAACAUUGUUCCCGUUGGACAACGAGGGGAGCUCCUCAUGGCCGGGUACCAGCUUACCAAGGGAUACUGGAAUAACCCCGAAAAGACGGCUGAGACCUUCGUGACCGAUUCCGACGGAACACUCUGGUUGAAGACAGGCGAUGAAGCCUCAUUCAAUGAGCAGGGCUACUGCACAAUCACCGGACGAUUCAAGGACAUUAUUAUCCGCGGCGGCGAAAACAUCUACCCCCUCGAAAUCGAAGAACGACUAACCGCCCACUCCGACAUCGAACUCGCCUCCGUCAUCGCAAUCCCCGACCAAAAGUACGGCGAAGUAGUCGGCGCAUUCAUCCAAUUAUCCACCGGAAAGACACGACCCUCCGACGAAGAUCUCCGUCGCUGGACACGAGAAACUCUCGGACGUCACAAGGCACCACAGUACAUCUUUGUAUUUGGAGAAGAGGGGGUAUCCAGCACAGUACCGAUAACGGGGAGCGGAAAAGUCCGGAAAGUGGAAUUGCGAGCGAUGGCGACCGAGGCGUUAGCGAAACGGGCACAAUAG
This is a messenger RNA of Penicillium angulare, 1845 nucleotides long. It is a transcript of the gene sidI, whose product is annotated as putative long-chain-fatty-acid-CoA ligase. The transcript is spliced from 3 exons. The coding region runs from base 1 to 1845 and encodes 614 amino acids. Gene Ontology annotation, biological process: fatty acid metabolic process. Lineage: Eukaryota; Fungi; Ascomycota; Eurotiomycetes; Eurotiales; Aspergillaceae. The record is from RefSeq and is a predicted model, not a curated record. Gene Ontology annotation, molecular function: medium-chain fatty acid-CoA ligase activity.